This is a messenger RNA of Lutra lutra (Eurasian river otter), 1446 nucleotides long. Its product is annotated as procathepsin L-like. Lineage: Eukaryota; Metazoa; Chordata; Mammalia; Carnivora; Mustelidae. Gene Ontology annotation, biological process: immune response. The record is from RefSeq and is a predicted model, not a curated record. Gene Ontology annotation, cellular component: lysosome. Gene Ontology annotation, molecular function: cysteine-type endopeptidase activity.
CGGGGCCGAACGGACAGAAAUCCAGAGACCUUAAAGGCUGAGUCAGGAGCAACUGCGUCAGAAUCCCAAGCCUCGGCUAUCUGGAAGGGCUGCGUGCGUCUGUGAAGUGCGCCUGCGCAGCUGUGGACGCCGUAGGUUUUUGAAACAUGAAUCCUUCACUCUACCUGACUGCCCUUUGCUUGGGAAUAGCCUCAGCAGCUCCAGAACUCGACCAAAGCUUAGAUUCACAGUGGUACCAGUGGAAGGCAACGCACAGGAGAUUAUAUGGCAUGAAUGAAGAAGGUUGGAGGAGAGCAGUGUGGGAGAAGAAUAUGAAAAUGAUUGAACUGCAUAAUCGGGAAUACAGCCAAGGGAAACAUGGCUUCACUAUGGCAAUGAAUUCCUUUGGUGACAUGACCAAUGAAGAAUUCAGGCAGGUGAUGAAUGGCUUUCGAAACCAGAAACACAGGAAAGGGAAAGUGUUCCAAGAACCUCUCUUUGCUGAGAUCCCCAAAUCUGUGGAUUGGACUCAGAAAGGCUAUGUAACUCCUGUGAAGAAUCAGGGUCAGUGUGGUUCUUGUUGGGCUUUUAGUGCAACUGGUGCUCUUGAAGGACAGAUGUUCCGGAAAACUGGCAAACUUGUGUCACUGAGUGAGCAGAACCUGGUGGACUGCUCUCGGUCUCAAGGCAAUCAGGGCUGCAGUGGUGGCCUGAUGGAUUUUGCCUUCCAGUAUAUUAAGGACAACGGAGGCCUGGACUCGGAGGAAUCCUAUCCGUAUCUUGCAAGGGACACAGAUAGCUGUAACUACAAGCCUGAGUGUUCUGUUGCCAAUGACACUGGCUUCGUGGACAUCCCUCAACGAGAGAGGGCCCUUAUGAAGGCAGUGGCAACUGUAGGACCCAUCUCUGUUGCUAUUGAUGCAGGCCAUCCGUCGUUCCAGUUCUAUAAAUCAGGCAUUUAUUUUGAUCCAGAUUGCAGCAGCAAAGACCAUCACGGUGUACUGGUGGUUGGCUAUGGCUUUGAAGGAACAGAUUCAAAUAACAAUAAAUUUUGGAUUGUCAAGAACAGUUGGGGUCCAGAAUGGGGCUGUAAUGGCUACGUAAAAAUGGCCAAAGACCAGAACAACCACUGUGGAAUUGCCACAGCAGCCAGCUAUCCCACUGUGAGCUGAUGGACCGGGAGAUUUAGAGGACUUGAAGACAGCGUAUCGGGGGGAAUUUUAUCUUAAAACUGACCAAACCCUUAUUGUAUAAGAUAAGACACUUGAAUCGUUGAGGAUCCAAGUUGUGAUUUGAAUUCUGUGACAUUUUUAUAAGGGUAAAACAUUACCACUACUUUAAUUACUGUUAUAAAUAGCUUUAUAAUGUUGAAGUUUCAUUACUUAAUUCUAAAACUUUUGAAUUUUCAUUUUUUUCAAAGAAUAUAUAAAACUUUACCUUUUAAAAUAAAAUUUAAUUCAGUAUGUA